Molecule: messenger RNA, 2773 nt
Organism: Aplysia californica (California sea hare)
Lineage: Eukaryota; Metazoa; Mollusca; Gastropoda; Aplysiida; Aplysiidae
Exons: 19
Coding region: 1029-2513 (494 amino acids)
Source: RefSeq, a predicted model, not a curated record
AAGUACCUUUAAUUCUUCUUCUCAACGUAAUAGGUUGUCACUCCCAGGGCAAGUGCUACGCCUUCGACCAGGACUUUGUAGAAAACUGCCACGAUUACACUUGCAAACAAGAGGGAACUACGUUCAGCCCUAAAUUGAAAAAAGUCCGCUGCACGGAUUCCGAGGGCGUGUGUCACGAUCAGGGCGAGACAUUCUCCUACACGAUAGGGGAGACAACUCACGACAAAUGUACCUGUAACCUCGUCGAUAACACACUGAAGUACUCCUGCAGCGGUGGGAGUGGAAGCGGAAGCCCCAGCGGUAAUGGAGACUGCACUGUAAACAACGCAACAUUCCCGAACGGACAGACUUUUCAUCUGCCGGGCCAGUCCGAGUGCGUCAAGUUCAAAUGUACAGACGGACAAGCCCGUAAAAUUUCGGAAGGCUGCAAAUCACGUAGUGGUGAUUGCCAUGACGUUGGUUCAGUUUUUGAAGAAAAUUGCCACAAAUACACCUGCACCAAGAUUGGGACCAAGCUGAAACCCGAACUAACAACAGAGCGCUGCGUAGAUGCGGAUAAAAAAUGCCAUGACCCCGGAGAUACUUUCCCGUUCGAAAUUGGUGGCAAAAGGUACGAGACAUGCUCCUGCAGUGUCGUGGAUUCUCAGAUCAAGUACAAAUGCUCUGGCGGCACUGGAGGUGGUAGUCAACCUUCGGACGGAAAGCGAGAUUGCAAUGUCAAUGGAGGAACUUACAGCGACGGGAAGAACUUCACACUGCCAGGCCAGUCCAAAUGCUUCGUAUAUCUGUGUACGGAUGGACAGGCGGACCUUAUAGAUAAGGGCUGUGAGAUAUACUCUGUGUGCUAUCCAGUAGGCCAGGAGUACGACUACCAGUGUCAUAAGUACCGCUGUAUCAAGGACGGGAACAACUACAAAGGGAGCAAAGUAAAAACACGCUGCACUGACGUUGCCGGAGUAUGUCAUGAGCAAGGUGAAAACUUUUCCUUCGCCAUUGAUGGCAAAACUUACGACAGCUGCACCUGCAACAUGGAGGGUGACAAACUGAGGUAUUCCUGCGUAGGAGGCGGAAAUGAAGGCUCAAAAAAAUGCAUUGUAGAAGGAGUUACGUACGAAAAUGGACAAAAGUUCAGCAUUCCGGGCCGAUCGAAGUGCUUUAUGUACCAGUGCGCCAAUGGGAAAGCGAAUACCAUCCAGGAAGGCUGUGAGGUGGAUGGUGAAUGUCGGGACGUGGGCUCCACUUUCCUCCGAAACCCUUGCGACACCUACAAGUGCAUCAAGGAGGUAAAGGAAGACGCCAACUACUUCAAAGCCAGCAUCAUCAACAGAAGAUGUGAAGACAGUAACGGAAAGUGCCACAGCCCUGGUGACGUGUUCUCCAAGAGAAUCGGAAGUGUUGUCUACAACAACUGUUCCUGUACACUAGAGCAGAAACACACCAAGUACCGGUGUUACGCUCCGGAUACUGAUGGGCAGCCAAAAGAUUGCGAUAUCGGCGGUAUAACGUACCCCGACGGCAAAAUGUUUGCUCUGCCUGGACAGUCCAUGUGUCUGAAGUAUCUCUGCACCAAAGGCGUGGUGUCAGUGGCCCAGGAGGCCUGUGAGGUGGACGGUGCGUGUGUGCCUCUGAACUCUAUCUCUGAUGACGGCUGUUCCAAAUUCAAGUGCAUCAAGGAGGAUGGGAACGAGGGUCUAACAUACCGCUCUGAGCAGUCCGAGAUUAUGUGCCGUGACGUAUAUGGAAAUAGCCAGCCUCUGUGUACGGAAUUCUACCACGGCAUCAAAGGAAAGCACUACCCUAACUGCACAUGUACGCUGAACGAAACAGGACAGAUUGACUACUCUUGUGUUGACGCUAAGUGUGAAGUGGACGGCCGCAAUUAUGGACACGGGGAGCGCUUUGUCGUGUCCACUCGAUCCCACUGCGUCAAGUACCUGUGCUGGCACGGAGGCUGGGACAUCAGCCAAGGAGCAUGCGAAAUCAACGGUGACUGCUACCCUGCGGACGCCGAGUUCCAAAUUGACUGCAAACAAUACAAGUGCGCAACCGUGCAAAAGAACGGCAUCGAUUUCUUUGAAGCUCAGCUAAUAGGAGAUCGAGAUGAGUGCCAAGACAAGGAUGGAACAUGCCAAUCACCUGGCGAAGUCUUCUCUAAGGUUGUUGACUCCAAGACCUACACCAAAUGUACGUGCAAGGUGGAGCUUGACCACUCCUUCUACCAUUGUACUUCCGCCAACGGAGAAAAUGAGCCCAGAGACUGCGUGGUCGACGGUAACACACACAAGGACGGAGCAGUCUUCACACUGAACGGACAGUCGCCUUGUCUCAAGUUCAGGUGUAGCGACGGUGAUGUGGACAUAGAUGAAGAAGGAUGUGAGCACAAGGGUGAGUGCAAGCCCGUGGGUUCCCAGGUCGAGGAGAACUGUGAGAGGAGCAAGUGCCUGAAAGAACGCGGGCUGGCCAGAUGGGUCACCUCCAAAUUCCUUCCCUGCAACACUGAAGGCUCUGACUGAAGGGACGCCACACGCACACGGCAAAGUGGAGUCGGUUAAUAUAACGUGUUAACGAUAAUAAUAAGUUAAUAAAAGAAGAAACAAGUGUUCUAUUUGCGGUAUUCUCAAACCGUUAAAUCUCCAAGCAUUUUUGAAAUAAAGUGGCUCAAACAUUGAGCGAGAUAUUCUUUAUGUAGACGUGUGCGAAAGCAAGUUAAACUAACGCAUAGGAUUUAUACUUUUUUUUUCUUUUUUUCUUUUUUUUUUUUUAAGGGGGGGGG